AUGAGCAUGAUUUUGUUUAAGAUCACGCAGUUUAGGUUGAGCAGAGUCCAAUUGUUCAUUGCUACUCUGGUUUGCUUUGAUUUUGUUGCAAACCAAGCAGCCGAUUCGUCAGUGGAAACUGCAAGUUUAGCAGAUUCCUCAGCUGCAUCCUUUCCUCUUCCUCUUCGAGUUGAACCCAAGCCAAAGAGUGGAAUCAGACAGCAAGAUUUGCUGAAAAAAGUUGUGGAAGUUAAACCCAAACGCCCCAAAAUUUCAUCCCCCUCCAGCUCUGAGCCUGAAGGGAAUCAAUCCAAUUUACAAUCUCAGGGGCAGGAGUCCAACCAUGAGAAGAAGAUUGAGCAUUGUGUUUCGGAAUCAAAUACAGCAGAAAAGCAGAAUAAGGUGGAAAAGUCUACCAAAUCCUUACUAGGCUUAGCCUAUGCAAGUUCUGAUGAUGAUGAUGAUGAUUGA
Molecule: messenger RNA, 450 nt
Organism: Gossypium arboreum
Lineage: Eukaryota; Viridiplantae; Streptophyta; Magnoliopsida; Malvales; Malvaceae
Exons: 4
Coding region: 1-450 (149 amino acids)
Source: RefSeq, a predicted model, not a curated record